AUUUUUAGAUAUAAGUUUUUUUGGUUUUUGGAGAGAGACAGAGUUUCAUUAAAUUUAGCGGUGUCCGAAAAUUUCUGGAUAAUCGCUGCCUCAUUUGCAUGGCCUCGAGCGAUUUCCAGCCUCCUUGGUUGUGUUACGGAGGCUGGUAGGUCAAUCUGAAGCCUGCCCAUUUGAGUUAAAGCCUUUCUUUCCCUUCUUGAUGCCAAAACCUGACUCUGUUUGGUUUAGAAGGGAAAGAAAGAAAGAAUUUUGAGGGAAAAAAAUCAAUCUUUUUGUGUGCGAUUUGCAUAUAUUUGGAUUUUGGAAUCUGGAAAUGAGCGCAAUUUCUGGUUGCCUUUCGAGGCAUGUGUUGCCUGCAUGCGGUAGCCUUUGUUUCUUUUGCCCUGAAAUGAGGGCAAGGUCCAGACAGCCAAUCAAGAGGUAUAAGAAGAUUAUCGCCGGUAUCUUUCCUCGAAACCAGGGCGAUGGACCAAAUGAUCGGAUGAUCGGAAAACUAUGUGAAUAUGCUGCUAAAAAUCCUUUGCGCAUUCCAAAGAUGGCAAAUUCUCUUGAACAAAGGUUUUACAAGGAACUAAGAAAUGAGAACUUCCAAUCUGCAAAAAUUGUGAUGUGCAUUUACAAGAAAUUGUUGAUCUCUUGUGAGGAGCAAAUGCCUCUAUUUGCAAGUAGCUUACUGAGCGUUAUGCAUAUUCUAUUGGAUCAUACACGGCAGGAUGAACUACAAAUUAUAGGAUGCGAGACUCUUUUUGACUUUGUAAAUAAUCAGAAGGAUGGAACUUACAUGUUUAAUUUAGAAGGUUUUAUUCCUAAUCUCUGUCAGUUAGCUCGAGAAGUGGGAGAAGAUGGAAGGGCACAGCAUCUACGUUCAGCAGCACUGCAAGCCCUUUCUUCCAUGGUUUGGUUUAUGGGUGAACACUCUCAUAUUUCGGUGGAGUUUGACAAUAUUGUUUCAGUUGUCUUGGAAAAUUAUGGAGAUCACAAGAAAAAUUCUGAGAACCUUGACACUGACAAGCAAGGUCCUCAGGAUAGGUGGGUACAAGAAGUGCUAAAAAAUGAGGGCCAUGUGAUACAUGACAGUUCACCAGAGGUCAUUAGAAGGGUUCCUUCAUGGAGGACAAUUGUAAAUGGAAAAGGAGAAGUAAAUGUGACAGUGGAAGAUGCACGUAAUCCCACAUUUUGGUCCAGUGUUUGCUUGCGUAACAUGGCCCAGCUAGGCAAGGAGGCCACAAACAUUCGCCGUGUAUUGGAAUCUUUGUUCCGUUAUUUUGAUUAUGCAAAUUUAUGGUCUCCUGAAUAUGGUCUUGCAUUCUCAGUGUUAAAAGACAUGCAGUUUUUAAUGGACAAUUCUGGGCAAAAUACACAUGUUUUGCUAUCCACACUGAUUAAGCAUCUUGAUCACAAAAGUGUCCUUAAACAACCCCAGAUGCAGCUUGAGAUUGUUGAGGUUACAACCUCUCUUGCUCAACAUGCAAAGGUUGAGUCUUCUGUAGCAAUAAUUGGUGCAGUGAGUGAUCUUAUGAGGCAUUUGCGGAAAAGCAUACAUUGUUCACUUGAUGAUACAAAUCUGGGUGCUGACAUAAAAAAUUGGAACAAAAGCUUUAGAGAAGUGUUGGAUAAAUGCCUUGUGGAAUUAUCAUAUAAGGUUGGAGAUGCUGGCCCGAUUCUUGAUGUUAUGGCUGUGAUGUUGGAGAACAUCUCUACAAUUACAGUUAUAAGCAGAACAACAAUUUCUACCGUUUAUCGUACUGCUCAAAUUGUAGCUUCAAUACCAAAUUUGUUGUAUCAAAACAAGGCAUUCCCUGAGACCUUAUUUCAUCAAUUAAUCCCAGCUAUGGUCCAUCCUGAUCAUGAAAUUCGACUUGGAGCCCACUGCAUCUUUUCUGUUGUUCUAGUGCCAUCUUCAGUUUCCCCUUGUCGAUCUUCACCUAAUCCUGAAUCUAAGAAAGGCUUAAAUCUUCGAACACUUUCAAGAACUGUCUCUGUCUUUUCUUCGUCAGCUGCUCUUUUUGAGAAACUAAGGAAAGAGAAGACCUCCUUCAAGGAAAAUGCCCACCAAGACAACAAUGAAAUUGUUGUAGAGGGUGAAAAAAUGAGGAAUGGUAGGGUUGAUAGUUUGAAGUUCUCAUACAGUGGAGUCUAUAGUGUUAAAAAUUCACCUGCACCUAUAACAGCAGAUGAAAAUCUUGCGAGCAGUAAGGAAACAGAGACUGGUUGUCUAAGGCUGAGUAGCCGUCAGAUUAGUCUGUUGCUGACAUCAAUUUGGGUGCAGUCCAUUUCUCCAGCAAAUACACCUGAAAACUAUGAAGCAAUUGCUCAUACAUAUGGCCUGGUUUUGCUAUUCUCUCGAACCAAGAAUUCCAGUAACGAGUCUUUGAUUCGAAGCUUUCAGCUUGCAUUUUCCUUAAGAAACAUGGCUCUUAAUGAAGGAGGGCCACUCCCACCAUCACGUCGUAGAUCCCUCUUUACCUUGGCAACUUCCAUGAUUCUCUUUUCAUCAAAAGCAUACAAUAUUGUCCCACUUGUUCAGUGUGCCAAGGUGGUGCUCACAGAAAAAAUGGUUGAUCCAUUUUUGCACUUGGUUGACAAGAAGUUAAAGGCUGUUAAUCCUGGAUCUGACCACUCAAAUAUUUAUGGAUCUAAGGAGGAUGAUGAUUCAGCUUUGAAGUUUCUUUCAGAAAUCGACAUUACAGGAGACCAAAGCAGGGAAUUCUUUGCUGCUGAGAUUGUCAAGAGCUUGGCAAAUUUUCCUGAUUCUGAAUCGUCCUUUGUAUGGGAGCAGCUCCUCAGUGAAUUCUUACCUGAUGAUGUGUGUCAACUGGGAGGCCAGUUUAUGGAUGCUCAACUUAAAAUAGAACAGGGUGAUUCAUUGGUAACUAUAGAGGAGGAUGUUUUUGUAGAUUCUGUAGAAGGUCAAGCAAAAGCUAAUAAGGAGUUGGUUUUUCAAAAUCCCAAUCUUUUAAGCGUCAAUCAGCUUAUAGAAUCAGUCUUGGAUGGAGCACAUCAAGUUGGAAGAGUGUCUGUAACUGCACCUGAUUUGCCUUACAAAGAAAUGGCCAAUCACUGCGAGACACUUCUAAUGGGAAAGCGAAGGAAGAUUUCUAAUGUGAUGAGUGCCCAAAUGAAGCAGGAAAGUUUGAUUAGCUUCUCUCCAAGGGAUCAUGACGAGGAGGCAAAGAAGGCUGGAAAUCCUUUCCUUGACCUGAACUUCACUGAAAACUCACAAAGAUUAUCUAUUGGGACUACUCCAAUGCAAUGUGCAACAGAAUAUCAGCAAAAUUCCAACUUGUUUAGGCUACCAUCACCAUGCCCAUAUGAUAACUUCCUAAAAGCUGCUGGUUGUUGAACUUAAUGAAGCAUGUGAGAACAACAAUUCUUCCUUAGCUAGACAAGAAACUUUCAGUACUAGAGUAAACAAGCAGUUCAAAGUUCGUGGCCUUGCAGCUACAAGAAUCUGCUGUGUUCCAAAAACAGCAUUAGUGUAUGUAAGAAGAGUAGUAGAUGCAAGCAAGAUUUGUUGAGUUUGUUAAAGUUUUCUCAUUAAAUUAUUUAAUUCUUUGCUUUCUUUUUUUUUUUUUUUUUUUUGUCUCUGCAAGAUUUUGUGCAGCUAAUUGCCAUUGCCUUCUUCCCUAGCACACCAAAAUUUUUCGCUACAUAUGUGAGAGUUUCCGAUCAAGGAUUCAUUCCUUUCGAUGUGUAAAGAACAAUUAUAUGUUAAUAUGUAAUUCUUUCCAUCAAUGCAAUGAGAUAGAGUAUGUAAAUUUCAGACUUGUGAUAUA
Messenger RNA from Hevea brasiliensis (rubber tree), 3776 nucleotides. Its product is annotated as protein SEMI-ROLLED LEAF 2. The transcript has 20 exons. NCBI's taxonomy places the organism in Eukaryota, Viridiplantae, Streptophyta, Magnoliopsida, Malpighiales, Euphorbiaceae. The record is from RefSeq and is a predicted model, not a curated record. The coding region runs from base 314 to 3343 and encodes 1009 amino acids.